GCCGGAAGUUGCGUGCGCCCCCGGCGCCCUCACGGUGCGUCGGGAGAGGCCUUGCGGAGCUCUAGCGUGCCGCUAUGGCUUCCAGUGGGGUCGGCGUGAGCGCUGCUGGCGCGACAAAUGAAGCACCAGAGAUUCCGGACAACGUGGGAGAUUGGCUCCGGGGAGUCUACCGCUUCGCCACCGACAGGAACGAUUUCCGGAGGAACUUGAUCCUCAAUUUGGGACUUUUUGCUGCGGGCGUUUGGCUGGCCAGGAAUUUGAGUGACAUUGACCUAAUGGCACCUCAGCCUGGGGUGUAGCCAAAUAGACACAUGGAACCCCCCGUGCUGUACUUGAACCUUCCAAAAACAGAGCCUCCAAUCUGUGACUGUCACAAGACUUGCCCUGAUGGAAGUUGAAGUUUCAUACAGAGGGGCACCUUUCCUGCCCGACUGAUUUCCUUUUGUCCGUUGAGCCCGCUCAGAACUCCGUUCUCUGGUCAGCAGUCAGGUUUCAGCCAAAGUGUUGUCCUCUGUUCUGUAAAGUUCUGUACAUAGUUCCUAAGUUUCUGCAGGGGGUGAUCUUUGUGCUUGUCCUGAGGAAUAACCUAAUGGUAUUUUAACAAAUAUUUGGAAUAAAGACUGCACACAAAGAA
Messenger RNA from Lontra canadensis (Northern American river otter), 634 nucleotides. RefSeq names its product translocase of outer mitochondrial membrane 6 (gene TOMM6). The transcript has 3 exons. Lineage: Eukaryota; Metazoa; Chordata; Mammalia; Carnivora; Mustelidae. The record is from RefSeq and is a predicted model, not a curated record. The coding region runs from base 75 to 299 and encodes 74 amino acids. Gene Ontology annotation, cellular component: mitochondrial outer membrane translocase complex; mitochondrion.